Molecule: messenger RNA, 1146 nt
Organism: Cantharellus anzutake
Lineage: Eukaryota; Fungi; Basidiomycota; Agaricomycetes; Cantharellales; Hydnaceae
Product: peptidase S8/S53 domain-containing protein
Exons: 6
Coding region: 1-1146 (381 amino acids)
Biological process (GO): proteolysis
Molecular function (GO): serine-type endopeptidase activity
Source: RefSeq, a predicted model, not a curated record
AUGCAGCUGUUAGAGGCUUCACCGACACAUAGACCAGGUUUUGAGUUCUCAACCACCGUCAUUUCCAUCGCUAUAUUGGUUUCCACCACCACAACAGCCCUUGCUGCCUCCGUUCGUACGCCGAAGGGCCCAGUAAAGCCUGACUCGUACAUUAUUGUGCUGAAAUCCGGUGAAAAUGUGGAACGUCAUAUCGAGGAUAUUGGUCGGAUAUCCGCCCGAAGCCCUGGGUCAAAAUUUUUACCCACCUACCGGUAUGAAAAUAGGCUAACUUUCGUAGUCCUGAAUGGCUACUCCGCAUACGCAACUGGAGCAACCCUUACUCACAUUCUCAGUUGCCCCGAAGUUGACUACAUCGAAGCUGACGGCAUAACAUCCAUUUGCGAUGACCUCCAUGAAGCAAAUGAGGGGGAUACGGGUAUCAAGACUGAUGCACCCUACUUUGAGGGAAAUGCAUUUUUGGGUACUCCCUUUGGUUACCCCAACAGCCGGGAUGAGCACGGUCAUGGCACAGCGAUCGCCGCGAGAGUAGUGGGGAACGGGUUUGGUAUGGCGACUGCGGCCAAUAUUGUUGCGGUUAAGGUUCUCUCCGAUCAAGGCGUGGGAUUUGCAACCGACCUAAUCGCAGGCAUCAUCUACGCUUUCGCACAAUUUCAAUUGACUGGUCGUCAUUCCAUGGCUUUGGUAAUCCCCAACUUCCGUGGCGAUUCGGCCGUUGAUGCAGCUGUCAGAGCUGUCAUCUCCCUUGGUUUGCACGUUGUAGUCGCUGCAGGGAACAAUGGGGAGGAUGCAGUGAUGUGGAGUCCUGCAUCCGUUGUUCAAGCUAUCACCAUUGGCGCUAUCGAUUGUUCAAACAAGAUGGCAUCGUUCUCCAACCACGGAUUUCUCGUCGAUGCUUUCGCCCCGGGGGUUGAUAUUGCAUGUCCUUCGAUCCACGGCCCGGACCCGUGGGCGACCACGCUUCAGAGCGGCACUGGUUUGUCAGCCGCGCACGCCACGGCUGAGUUAGCCAUUGCUUUAGGUCACAACCCUAAUCCAGUGUCUCCUACCGACCUGAGCGCUGCCCUAACGGGCCAUGCUGUCGGGGACGUUACGGGGCAGCCAAAGGGAACUACGAAGUUGAGGACACAACUUUGGUGGCAGUGGUAG